Zea mays is the source of this 1722-nucleotide messenger RNA. Its product is annotated as rust resistance kinase Lr10. NCBI's taxonomy places the organism in Eukaryota, Viridiplantae, Streptophyta, Magnoliopsida, Poales, Poaceae. The transcript is spliced from 2 exons. Gene Ontology annotation, biological process: protein phosphorylation. The record is from RefSeq and is a predicted model, not a curated record. The coding region runs from base 55 to 1377 and encodes 440 amino acids. Gene Ontology annotation, molecular function: ATP binding; protein kinase activity.
GAGAGCCUGCCAAUACCCUUCUGUUUGCCUGGGCAAGAAGAAUAGCAGUGGGAUAUGUCGUCGUCGGACGAAACAACCGGCGGCAGCGUCGCAAUAGCCAUUGUGUCAGUGAUCACGGGCGGGAUCGUGGUCAUCGUGGUGUCCGUGCUCAUCUACAAGUGCUGCAAGCUCCGCAUGAUACGCAAGUAUGGGUAUGGUGGGGACGACGACCUUCCGCUGCGGCCGGUGGAGAGGUGGAGAGCAGAAUCAGUACCAGUACCACCGACGGGAAGCAGCAGCAGCAGCUACGGCACCGUGGACGUGGUCAAGGACCGGCCCGUCAGGUUCAGCUCGUCGCAGCUGAGCGAAUUCACCGCCAACUACAGCGAGAGGCUCGGCGCUGGUGGCUUCGGCGUGGUGUACCGAGGCCAGAUCCAGCUCCCGGCCGGCGGUCAAGGGAGCAGCAGCACCAGCCUGGCGGUGGCCGUGAAGGUGCUCGGGAGCAACAUGGGGCGGCGCGCCGAGGAGCAGUUCAUGGCGGAGAUCGGCACCAUCGGUAGGACGUCGCACGUCAACCUCGUCCGGCUCUACGGAUUCUGCUUCGACGCCGACCUCAAGGCGCUCGUGUACGAGUUCAUGCCCAACGGCUCGCUCGACCACCACCUCUUCCACGACCACGACAGCGACCAGAACCAGAAGCUGGGGUUCGGCAAGCUCUACGACGUCGCCGUCGGCACGGCGAAGGCGGUCCGGUACCUCCACGACGAGUGCGAACGGCGCAUCAUCCACUACGACAUCAAGCCCGGCAACGUGCUCCUGGACGAGGCGUUCCGUCCCAAGGUGGCUGACUUCGGGCUGGCGCGGCUGUGCGAGCGGGAGCGGACGCACGUGACCAUGACCGGCGGCGGGCGCGGCACCCCGGGGUACGCCGCGCCCGAGCUGUGGAUGGCGGCGCCCGCCACGCACAAGUGCGACGUGUACAGCUACGGCAUGCUGCUGUUCGAGAUCCUGGGCCGACGGAGGAACUACGUAGACGACGACGUCGACGGCGGCGCGCGGGACGCCGCCGCCGCCGACAGCGCCGAGCGCUGGUACCCGCGGUGGGUGUGGCAGCGGCUGGAGCGCGGGGAGACGGAGGCGCUGGCGGCGCGGGCUCUGGCCAGCAAGGCCGGCAAAGAGGGGAGGAAGAAGGUGGAGCGGCUGUGCGCCGUGGCGCUCUGGUGCGUGCAGUACCGUCCCGACGACAGGCCGUCGAUGAGCGGCGUCGUGCGCAUGCUGGAGGGCGAUGAGGACGUCGCCGCGCCGGCCGUCAACCCCUUCGCCCAUCUCGAUUCCGACCUUUUGUCGUCGCGGACUUCCACGGCCUACACCACCACCACGUUCGGCUCCGCUGCUUAGAAUAGAGGAACUCCAUCCGUCUGAAUGGUAUUCUAUUUCUUUAAUCAAAACAUCAUAAAUUUAAUCGAAUUUAAAAUAAUAACAUUUAUUAUACUGAAUAAUAUAUUUUUAGAUUAUUCGUUGAUUAUGUUUUUAUAGUAUAUCUUUUCCAAUAAUUCUGAUUAAAGGUAAAAAAAUGUUAACUCUAAAGAAGUCUAAAAUAACUCAUAGUUUAAAAUAGAGGAAACAUAUGUUUUACUUUCACUACUUUCUUGUAUAUAUAAACAUUUGCUCUAGCUUGUCGUUUUCUUUUUGCCUUGAGUAUGUACACCAUGUCACCAUGAACAUGGUUGGACUGCUAUUUAA